Messenger RNA from Camelina sativa (false flax), 1619 nucleotides. The record is from RefSeq and is a predicted model, not a curated record. Lineage: Eukaryota; Viridiplantae; Streptophyta; Magnoliopsida; Brassicales; Brassicaceae.
UGCUUUUAAUUUAUUUUUAUUUUUUCGGAAUUUGUAAAUCUGCGAACUGUUUUUUUUUUUAAAGCCGUCGGAGAUUUUUCAUCCCGCCGGAGAUCGGCCGGUCUCCGCCGUUCCCGUCGUUUCUUUGGCGCGUUGUUCGUUGCUUUCUGUAUGUUGGAACCGAGAUUUCGUUUAGAUCUAUAGCUUCCGAUCGGAGGAGAAGCGAUAAUCUAAUCUAGACGUGGAGAUCUUGGUUACUUGUUGUGUCACUGUGAUUCUUCUAGGGUUUAUAUUUUGAGCUGUGCUAUGGCGACUAGGAAUCGUACGUUGUUGUUCAGGAAGUACAGAAACACUCUGAGGAUCGUUCGUGCUCCGAUUGGGUCGUCGACAGUGACGGGGAACAAUUCGUUGACGGGAGCUAAAUCCGGCUUAGGUCCGGUGAUCGAGAUGGCGAGCACCUCUCUGUUGAAUCCGAAUCGGUCUUAUGCUCCAGUCAGUACUGAGGAUCCUGGGAAUUCGAGUAGAGGUACGGUAACAGUGGGAUUACCACCAGACUGGGUUGAUGUAUCUGAGGAGAUUUCAGUUAACAUUCAGCGUGCAAGAACCAAAAUGGCUGAACUGGGAAAAGCUCAUGCGAAAGCAUUGAUGCCUUCAUUUGGGGAUGAUAAAGAAGAUCAACAUCAAAUCGAGUCUUUGACACAAGAGAUUACUUUCUUAUUGAAGAAAUCUGAGAAGCAACUUCAGAGGCUCUCUUCAGCAGGACCUUCUGAAGAUUCAAAUGUCAGGAAAAACGUCCAGCGAUCACUUGCUACUGAUCUCCGAAACCUUUCGAUGGAGCUUCGUAAGAAACAUUCUACAUAUUUGAAACGCUUGAGACUGCAAAAAGAGGACGGAACGGAUUUAGAAAUGAAUCUGAACGGAAGCAGAUAUAAAGCAGAAGAUGAUGACUUCGAGGAUAUGGUAUUUAGUGAACAUCAAAUGAGCAAGAUAAAAAAGAGUGAGGAAAUAUCUGUAGAGAGGGAGAAAGAGAUUCAACAGGUUGUUGAAUCCGUAAAUGAACUUGCUCAGAUCAUGAAGGAUCUUUCCGCGCUUGUUAUAGACCAGGGUACCAUAGUUGAUCGGAUUGACUAUAAUAUCCAGAACGUUGCUAGUACAGUCGACGAUGGUCUCAAACAGCUGCAAAAGGCGGAACGUACACAGAGACAAGGAGGUAUGGUGAUGUGUGCGUCUGUUCUUGUCAUCCUCUGCUUCGUCAUGCUAGUACUCUUAAUCCUCAAGGAAAUUCUCUUGUGACCCAAGAAAAAGUGUGAUAAUUCAUUCUUUAAUUCUUUUGAAACGCGAUCACCACAUUUUUGCGGUACUGAGUGUUCUGUGUCCUCAUAUGGUCUGAAGAAAAAAAACCAAUUGUGUUGUCUCUCUUCCUCGGUGGCUUUUGCUGCAGCCUGCGGCUUCUUCUGCUAUUAUUUUUCACUUCUUACGGCGUUUACAUAGAUGGACAUCAUCACUUUUGUAUUGAGUGUUUGUAACUUGUGUUUUAACGAGUUUAUAAUGGUUUAUUUACAUGUAAAGAUGAUAUUAAUUAUGAUUUUUGAGGAUCUAUGGACAGAAGAUAAUAUAGAACUGUAAGGUUUGUUCCAGAA